GCUGUUGGAGGAGUCCCGGCCCGGGGUGAUGGCAGUUAGGCUCCCGGCAGCGGUCCCAGCCUGUGGAUGCCAGAGUCCCGAGCGGAGGGCCCGCGGGCUGCUGUGCAAGAGAAGCGGAGCGGGGUAGAGCGCUGUAAAUUUGGUGCCAAGAAGAGGAGCAAUGAAUUCCUCACUUCACCUGUAUUUCUUAGAUCUCAGCCUGAAUGCCACGGAGGGCAACCUUUCAGGACCAAAUGCCAAGAACAGGUCUUCGCCGUGUGAAGACAUGGGCAUCGCCGUGGAGGUGUUUCUGACUCUGGGUCUCAUCAGCCUCUUGGAGAACAUCUUGGUCAUAGGCGCCAUAAUAAAGAACAAGAACCUGCACUCUCCCAUGUAUUUCUUUGUGUGCAGCUUAGCAGUGGCUGACAUGAUGGUGAGCAUGUCCAACACCUGGGAGACCAUCACCAUAUACUUAAUACAUAAUAAGCACCUGGUGAUAGCAGAUGCCUUUGUGCGUCACAUUGACAAUGUGUUUGACUCCAUGAUCUGCAUCUCCGUGGUGGCCUCCAUGUGCAGCUUGCUGGCCAUUGCGGUGGACAGGUAUGUCACCAUCUUCUAUGCCCUGCGCUACCACCACAUCAUGACCGUGAGGCGCUGCGGGGCCAUCAUUGCAUGCAUCUGGAUCUUUUGCACAGGCUGCGGCAUCGUGUUCAUCAUUUACUACGAGUCCACUUACGUCAUCAUUUGCCUCAUCUCCAUGUUCUUCACCAUGCUGUUCCUCAUGGUGUCUCUGUACAUACACAUGUUUCUCCUGGCACGGACGCAUGUCAAGCAGAUAGCAACGCUGCCUGGAUGCAGUUCUGUGCGGCAGAGGACCAGCAUGAAAGGUGCCGUCACCCUGACCAUGUUGCUAGGCAUUUUCAUCGUGUGCUGGGCUCCGUUCUUCCUCCAUCUCAUUCUGAUGAUCUCUUGCCCUCAGAAUCUCUACUGUUCUUGCUUCAUGUCUCACUUCAACAUGUACCUCAUACUCAUCAUGUGCAAUUCUGUGAUCGAUCCCCUGAUAUACGCCUUCCGCAGCCAAGAGAUGCGGAAGACCUUUAAGGAGAUUAUUUGUUGCCAUGGCUUCCGGAUACCCUGUAUCUUCCCUAGCAGCUAUUAGGAGUGCCCUCUGCAGCUUUCUUUUCUCCUUCCUUUACUUUGUGAUGAAGUCAGUUAGGGGUAAUCCAGAUAACUCAAAAUCAAAACUGUGCACUCCAUUUAUUCUUUCUCUCGCUCUUGAGUUAGUACUUAAGAUGCAUUCUUCCCCCCACCCCCCUUUCUCCUGUGGUGGUGGUUGGGCAGAUGUGCACAUGCAACUUAUCCGUUUUGGAAAUGGUCUGUGACAAUUUAUUAUUGGCCCGUUUUCCUACUACCUUUUCUCCUACUCCCGCCCGUUUCUGGGGGCCCCAUCCAUCUUCCAUCUAGUGUGUGCUCAGGGUCUACCCAGGAUGAAGAGCUGACCAUAAUGGAAGAAAACCUGUGAAUAUUUACAUCUUGUGAUUGCUUUCUCUCCCCAGAAACUGUUUUGUAACUUCCUUGACAUCCCUGGGACUUACCCAUGCUUUUCAGGGUAAAAUAGAGUGGUCAAAGUCUUUCCAUUUGAAAUUUCCUGUUUAUUUGUGAUGGGAUUUCUCUAUAGCUCUUCUUUCUUGAACUUGUGGUUGUAUGGCUUGUGUUCACAAUUGUCCAAGGAUGGGAUCUCCUUAAUUCUACUUCCGUCAAUCAUGUUUUUGCUUUUACCCAGAUAUAAAACUUUAUGCUACAAACCUUA
Eptesicus fuscus (big brown bat) is the source of this 1789-nucleotide messenger RNA. RefSeq names its product melanocortin 5 receptor (gene MC5R). Gene Ontology annotation, biological process: G protein-coupled receptor signaling pathway. The record is from RefSeq and is a predicted model, not a curated record. Lineage: Eukaryota; Metazoa; Chordata; Mammalia; Chiroptera; Vespertilionidae. The transcript is spliced from 2 exons. Gene Ontology annotation, molecular function: melanocortin receptor activity. Gene Ontology annotation, cellular component: membrane. The coding region runs from base 161 to 1138 and encodes 325 amino acids.